Messenger RNA from Ceutorhynchus assimilis (cabbage seed weevil), 9343 nucleotides. The record is from the annotation of a GenBank genome assembly. NCBI's taxonomy places the organism in Eukaryota, Metazoa, Arthropoda, Insecta, Coleoptera, Curculionidae.
GACAAGCAGCAUCAUGGCAGCGCAUUUUCGAUAAAGUGAUACUGUGGAAUGUGAUUGUAAUUUUCCACAUUUCCGAAGUGACUAUUUUGAUUUUGGAUAAAAAAUGAGCUCUUUACAGUAUGUAGUUCAUCCUUUACCAGGUACCGAAGAACAGUUCAACGACAGAUUAAAAGAAGUAGCAGACAGAAUCAACCGACUGGGCCACAACCUACAUCCAGGCCUAUCAAAUCUGAGAGUAGGCGUUAAAAAAAUCUGCCUAGGCUCCACUUACAUAGCCCUUUUAUUAGAAGACGGUCGCGUAUGCAGAAUUUCGUAUAACAUUUUAUCUGACAGGUUGGAUCUGAGCAAAAAUGAUUCAAAAAGAUCAUGGCUGUUGCGCAGCUCCGGAGGUGCAGGAGGCGGAGGCGCAGGAGGUGGUGGAGGUUCUGGACCAGGAGCUGGAGGAAAACCAAGUGGCAGUGGAAGAGGGUGCAGGACCAGAGCCAAUACCCGCCUAAUUCCUGGUAGACCCAGUGCCACUAGAGGAGGAACCGCUAGUAAUACCAAUACUCGUGGUGCACCAGUCAUAAUUGGUACAUCAUCAAGCAGUGGUAGACCAAUGGUAACUGUUCCAGCUCCAUAUGUUCCUGAAGAAUUAGUUUCUCAAGCACAAGUUGUUCUGCAAGGAAAAAGUCGAAGUCUGAUCAUUAGAGAAUUGCAGCGUACAAAUUUGGAUGUCAACUUGGCAGUUAACAAUUUGUUAUCGCGUGAUGACGAAGAAGGCGAGGAAGGAGAUGAUGCAGCCGAUUCCUACGUACCAGAAGACCUAAUUUCUCUUCUAGAUGGAGGGUUUCACUCAGACCAUUCAGUUAUUAUUGACGCUGAUGCCAUGUUUUCUGAAGACAUGUUUGGCUAUGCUGGUAUCAGAAAUCGCUCGAGUGGUGUACGUGGUUCUAGUAGUCGGCUACCGCCUGAAAGAGACGCAGCACCAGGAAGCGCGGGUAGUAAUAUCCCAGAAAGAGACAGGGAAAAUUUUUCUAGAUGGAGGGAAAGGCAGUAUUUUGGACCACGUAAAUGGUUGGAAACAGCUCUGAGGGAUAGUCCUUAUGAAAAAGAUUCUGAUCACAAAAAAAAAGAUUCUGCCUGUCCUCUAUGGAUAUCAGACGAUUUGGAGUUUUGGCCUGAGCCAGCGCCAAAAUUUUGCCAAAUUGCCACUUUAUACAGCGAACUAAUCGCCCUCUCAUCAAAUGGACAACUUUAUCAAUGGAAAUGGAAUGAACACGAGCCCUAUAAACAUCCCGAAAACCCUAAUAUACACCAUCCUAAAACUAUACCUUUGCUCUUAACAAGUGAAAAGGUUAUUCAUUUAUCUGCCUGUUCUACACGUUGCUCAGUAGCUACAGAGUCUGGAAAAGUAGCUACAUGGCUUGACGAACUAUUGGCCCCGGCUGCAAAUAAGUUGGAACAUUCUGCUCAAGCUUAUAGCGAAUUUCAAAAUGAUAGGAUUGAAGCUUUGCACACUUGCCCAUUGUAUACUGUGGCCAAACUGGAAAGUGGUUCCUUAUACUGGUGGGGAGUGCUUCCAUUUGCCCAACGUAAACGUUUAUGGGAAAAAUACCGAGCUAAAUGCCGCAAACAAAGACCAUCGACCAACCAAUCAGAAAUUGUAGUAGGCUCGCAAGUUUGCAUGAAAAAUAGCCCUAUGUAUCAGCCAGGUGCUAUUGGCUUCACUAUAUCUGCAGGUGUUCCAAAAAUGGGGCAAUUGCAAAACGCUGCUUGGACUUUAAGUGAUAGCUGUACAUUCAAAAUUAUGAAUAAUUAUGAAAAGACCAUUAAUAAAGAAGAAAAACCUAGUGCAUCUACCACUAGUGGCCUGUACACAAUUAAAAAUAAAAAUAAAAGAAGCGAAGAUGCCCUUAAUGAAUCUUCCACUUCAAAAAGUUCAAACACAAAAGAAAAUACUGAUAGGCUUGAUAUGCCUCCACCACCAUCUCCUGCCAGUAGUACUUGUAGCGACACAGGAAGUACUGGCCAUAAACGUCAAAAAAAACUAGUAGUUACAGUAUCUGAUGUAAACACAGAUACACGUAAAGAUGAGGAAGAGUGGCAACUGCGAGACGUGAUUUUUGUAGAAGACGUUCGAAAUGUCCCUACAGGCAGAGUCUUAAAAGUUGAUGGAGCUUAUGUUGCUGUACGUUUUCCUACUGCAAAUACUCGAGACAAAGAUGCUAAAGAAUCUGAUGACAUUUUCCAAGAUUGUCGCCUCAUGAGAAAAGAUGAAUUGCAAGUUUUGAAAUCCAGCUCUAAUUCCAAAGUGCCAGAUUGUUUCCAACGUACACCCAAAAGGGUUCAACUGUCAGAAAAUUUAGGACAAAUUUUAACUGUGGCUGUAGAUGGACAAGGGAUUCAUGCCAUCGUUCGAACAAGCACUAAAGUGAGCUACACAAUAUUUAAUAUUAGCACUGGACGAGUGGAACAGGACAACCCAUUUCCUAGUGACACUCUGGCUUUUAUGGGCCAUAGCCCUAAUUUUGUAAACCUUACUUGUGCUGGAGAAAGCAAUGAAUCAGUUUUAAUUCUCCGAGACGGCAAUAACACAAUUUAUCCUUUGGCUAAAGAUUGUGCAGAAGCAAUUCGCGAUCCACAAUUUUUAGACUUACCACCAGUGAAGUGUGUAGCCGCAGGAACUAUGGCUCUUACUGGUACAGGUUUGAACAUGAAAAACCAAGUAGCCGUGGUUGUUUUUGCUUUGGAACAGCAACUUUUGAUGCCCAAAAUCCUGAGAUGCGAUAUUGAAGGUGUGCGGCAAGUGUUGGCUCAAUUAGAGCAAGAUAGUAAUGUGAAUCCUAUAGCCAGACUGUCUGUUUCAACAGAAUUAUGUGAUGGGAAUAGGAAUAUAUUCCACGCUGUGGUGAAUAUGUGUACACCUACAUCUAAUAAGGAUACUGAUUCUGUUCAGGAAGAUCCUGUAAGGUACAUUCAGGAGGAUCCUAUUCCUACACAGAGCUGGCCGCCAGAAUCUUUUGAUGUUGCUUCAGGCGAUGAGGACAGUAUAAUGAGCCUAGGCAGUAGUGCAGCCACCAAAGGCAGCAGCCAAAAUCAUAAUCUGUCUAACAACGUUAUCGAUCCAUCAGAAAGACGUUCAAAUGCUAUGCAGAUCCUUCAUUGUCUACUCGAAUCUCCUACCAUUGACGAAAGCCAUUUAAUCGAGCUUUUGAGUGCCACAGACUCUCAAGGACAAACCCCGUUUAUGUUGGCAGUUACAUCCAGGAGUUACCCAGCAGCUUUGGAGAUUUUUGAACGUAUCACAAAAUUGGGAACUCCGCAAGAACGAGAAUCAAUGAUUUUUCCAAAAGAUUCAAAUCCGGAUCAUUCUCCUUUGCACGUUUUGUGUUGCAAUGACACCUGUAGUUUCACGUGGACUGGAGCAGAACACAUCAAUCAGGAUAUUUUCGAAUGUAGAACAUGUGGGCUUACAGGAACUUUGUGUUGCUGCACAGAAUGCGCUAGAGUUUGCCAUAAAGGUCACGAUUGCAAGUUGAAAAGAACUUCGCCUACUGCUUAUUGUGAUUGCUGGGAAAAGUGCAAAUGUAAAGCAUUGAUUUAUGGCAAUCAAUCUGUCAGAUACGAACUAUUGAGCCGCCUGGUUAAAGAAACCAACUUGGUUUCUCAACCAAAUUCUCGCGGUGAAAGUAUUUUGCUGUUUCUAGUACAAACCGUUGGCAGGCAGAAUCAGGAGCAGAGACAAUUUAGUAAAUCGCGUCCGAGAACUAAUUCACGCAACAAGACCCCAUCGUCAGAUAUUGAAACUGAUAUGCCUGAACAUGAUUUGGAGCCGCCUAGGUUCAGUAGGCGGGCUUUGGAGUGUCUUUUGUCUGAUUGGAAAGCUGUUAAAAGUUUAAUUAUGUCUGGAACAAGAGAACCCAGUGAUUUACAAUUUGCAGAUCAGCCCUACGUCUCAGGCCAAUCAGGCACAACCUUAUUAGACAAAUUCACCCAUUGCUUCUUGGUGAAGUGCCAAAUGUCCACAGAUAUUUUAGGGGAAACCCUAAUAAAAGAAAUGAAAAAUCCCGACAAAAAACACAGCGAAUUAGCUAAAUUUAUUGCACGAAGAUUUGUCAGAUCCGUAGUGAGGAUUUUUGUGAUUUUUAGUAUUGAAAUUGCACCAACUUCAGCCAAAAGACGGGCCUUGAACAAUCAAAAUCAGCCGUUGAUUAAGUGCAAGCGAAUUUUCCAAUCAUUAAGCAAGUUGGCCAUUGAAGAGCUUUGUGAAACUGCCGAUUCUUUGAUAGCUCCUGUACGUUUGGGUGUAGCUAGGCCUACGGCACCAUUUUCUUUGGCCACGUCGCCCACUGACGUUUUCAACAAUUCAGAAGAUUUAUUUUUGGUUGAUCCACUAGCUCCGAGUACUUCAAGGCAAAGUAGCCAAAGCUCUACUGAUUCGCUCACUUAUUUGAGCGAUUCCAUUAGACGAUCAGCACAAACGGCUCGUGAACUACUCAACAUGGUUGAUCCAGAAGGCUUAGAUAUUGUAAUUGACAAUGAUGAUGAUGCAGCAUCCGAACAUGAAGAUAAUCCAGCAGAGCGUGAUUUGAGUAUGCUGGGCCAAGCGUCCUCACUUGCAGAAGGUGCAAAUCAAGAUGCUGCUGUUGACCAGCAAGAGAACAGGGUACUUGCUGAAGAUUCCGAUCCAGAACUGGAUUUAUUGGCGGAAACUGAAAGCGAUAGUGAUGAUAAUCAUAGUAAUCAGGAUGCGGCUAGUGCCCAAAGGUCGGUACAAACUGGAGCGACUGCUGGAAGUGAUUCAGAUGAGAGCGGCGAAUCUAGCCAGCAGGAGGAGGAAGAAAGUGAAGCGGGCACUGACGAGCUCGACACCGAGGAAUAUGUUACUGAAGAUCAGCUAGAGAGACGAAGAAGCCGUUACAGCACUGCCGCGGGAGGCGCUGGCGGCGGCCAACGCACCAACUUGGCACCGCAGAACAUGCAAUGGGCCAUCAGAUCUAGAGAAUCGAGCAGAACCACUGGCGUCAGGCUGGCCAACGGAUCGAAUUUAGUGUUUAUCGAUCCUAGUUCCUUGAGAAGAUCCACCACAGGCAGUACCACUGUGGCCACUAGCUCGGAACCAAUUACUAUGGCUACCACCUCUAGUUGUUUAGCUAGAGCUUUUGGAAUUGUUGUGCGACAAAUAUCAGAUUUGCUCGCUGGUAUGUGCAGUAGCACCUUUUCUAUUCCCGCUUCUGCUUGCAUGACUGUAUCGGCAGAUGACAUUUGUAAUGUUCAGAUAUACUUGGAAUUCCGUCUAAAACCCACUUGGGAUUGGUUACUGACUGUCAUGGAUGCCACUGAGGCUCAACUAAAAUUCGGUGCGUCCCUAACUAAUACUUUGGACAGUGGCGCAGCAAGCAGUGGUAACAUGGCGUCUGGAAGUGGACAAAGCAGUUCUGGCAACGCUGCGCAACAGCAGCAACACGCAUCCACCAGCGGCGGCGGCUCAGGAGGUGGGCAUCGACAAGUGCCUGCUCCCCCCCUUUUAGCCUCACUAGCUGCUUUAGUAGGCUCCAAUUCUGGUGUAGUAAGAUCUGGUAGGACACACGCAGUCACCAGCGGCGCUGCAGGCUCAGUUGGUAGUAGGAUUGUUGGAUUCACAACCUCGGUGGAAAACGGAAGAGGUAGAGCGGAUAGAGAUGGUGGUAAUAAUGAUGGGCACGCGGCAAGACGAGAGUUCCUUUCCUACUGUCUUUCCCUGAUGAGGGCGCAUAACAAUGAACACUUGGACUCUCUCCCUAUUUUGGACGUUUCAGCUCUAAAACACGUUGCUUACGUUUUUGAUGCGCUCAUUUACUACAUGAGGUCAGGCUUGUUGGAGCAGAGAGACGAUGAUUUGAGAAGUCAAAGCGCCCUCCCAUUGCUGCCCGGCUAUGACCAGGACGAAAAUGAAAACGAGGAAGCUGAAGAGGAUAUCGUAGAGGCUACUAUGGAUAAUGAUUCUUUGGACGAACAUAACAUGCCUAAUUUAACUUUACCCAUUAUUACUGGGGUCCACACAGUCCCCCCGCAACAAACGUUUAGUGGAAAAGGAAGAAAGCAUUCAUUUUUCCAAAGAUCUGAAAGUACUUUAUGCUUGGGAUGUCCACCACCUGACCCAUUUGAGACCCCCAUGUCUGAGGCGUUACCUUUAGCGGAUCAGCCUCAUCUUUUGCAGCCCAAUGCUCGCAGAGAAGAUCUUUUUGGCAUUCCCAAACAGCCUGUAACCUUAAAUUCCAGUGGUAAUUCGGAUAAUCCUCUGGAACAAUUACCAACCAAACUGAGCCUUUCUACUAGGACAAGUGAUUAUGCUAUGAGACAACCUGCUCAGGCCAAUCAUCCAAUUUCUAGCUCAAUGAAUAUCAUGGGUCCCAAUCCUUUGUCUUUCCCAAGAAAUUUCAAUCCUGAUGGCGAUGUUGCCAAAGAAACACCGGUGCAAGUUGAUGUACCAUCCCAAUUAAGUACCUCCAGAGAACCACAGCCAGGUCCAAGUAGUUCAAAUAGUCUCACCGGUUCCCCCCAGAAAGAUACUAAGAUAAGGAUAAUGCAGCCUUUCGAAAGCCUGCUGGCAGCUAUCGAAGAGGCUAUCAACGAAAAACCUCAAGAUUUGUCAUCUAAAGCUGUGGCCUCGAUUCCGUUACCCCCUGAAGCACCACUAACAGCAGCAGCUAGACCCCAGAUUAUUGUCUCUCCAAGGAAAUCUGAUAAUUCUAUGGAUACCAGCUCUAGUCAAGACUCACAAAUAUGUUCCGCUUUUCAUCUUCCAGAAAAUAACAUUGAUGCAAUACCAGGAGGCCCAAGAAGUUCUAAUACAAGUGUUAUUGUUCGAGUUGGUUCUUCUUCAAGCACAAUUUUGAGUCAAAGAUCUUGCGAUUCUGAUAUGAUGAUGGAUGUACAACAGCCCGAAACUUUGGAAAAUCAAGAAAUAUCUGCUAAUGUUACAGUGGUUACUACCGCAGUUGCUCAGGAUACUAGUAAGCCUACUAGUGGACAGAUGGUGUCACAUGAUUUACUGUUGGGUCGUUGGAGAUUAUCUCUAGACCUAUUUGGUCGUGUAUUCAUGGAAGAUGUAGGCCUGGAGCCUGGCUCCAUAGUCUCAGAAUUGGGCGGUUUUCCAGUAAAAGAAGCAAAGUUCAGACGAGACAUGGAAAAGCUCCGUAAUAAUCAACAAAGAGAUUUGACUCUUUCGAAAAUCGAGCGAGAUAGAAUACUGCUUUUGAUCCAAACUUUCAAGGAGCUCAACACUCAGUUUGCCAGCUACAAUAGGAGAAAUUCUACGUCGCCCCCUCUGGCGGUCAACAGAGUUAAGGUGACAUUCAAAGAUGAACCUGGUGAGGGAAGCGGCGUGGCUCGCAGUUUUUACACUGCCAUCGCAGAAGCGAUUCUAUCUAACAACAAACUACCUAGUUUAGAGUCGGCUCAAGUCGUUGACAACAAAUACAACCAAUACAGUGUGCUGCAAAGGGGCACAUUUUCUAGACUCAGACAACGAGACAGAGAAGUCCUACGUAGAUCAUUACCUUCGAGGGGUUCAGGAAGGGCCAGAGACCAUCACCAUCGUAGAGUUAUGAGCGUUGACGCACGUCCAUUUGUUGCUGCUGAAAAUUUGCAUAAUAAUAGUGCUGGUGAUGCUCCAUCUAUGCCCGACAUCACUUCCAGUGGCGGUCAUUCUAAUAAUGUAAAUGCGAUACCCAACGAAUUUUUGAGUACACAUCAGCAGCAACUUGGCGAUAGAUUGUAUCCGAAAGUUUAUAAUUUACAUCCCACUUUUGCUGGUAGAAUUACAGGUAUGUUAUUGGAACUAUCACCAGCGCAACUUUUGUUAUUGUUGGCAUCUGAAGAAGCGUUAAGAUCAAAAGUAGAAGAAGCUGUUGAAAUGAUUUUAGCUCAUUCUCAAUCCCACUCGGAUAUGGGUUCUGAUGCUAUGUUAGAUUUUUCAUUGAGCGGAUCAAGAAAGAGUGCUAGUACCGCAAAGGAUGGUCCUGUUACAGAAGAGGCUGUGCCAGAAGAAGAGGAUAACACUCCGUUAUUCUAUUGUCCUGGAAAACGAGGAUUUUACGCUCCUAGACAAGGAAAAGCCUCGUUUGAGAGGUUGAACGCCUUUAGGAAUGUUGGAAGGCUUCUAGGUUUAUGCCUGUUACAAAACGAAUUGUGCCCAAUAUUCUUGACUAGGCACGUGCUUAAAUCCAUCUUGGGCCGUCCAAUCAAAUUCCACGACUUGGCCUUUUUUGAUCCGGUUGUGUAUGAAUCUCUCAGACAACUUGUCCUUGAUGCUGAGACUAAGGACAGCAGUAGCCUGUUUUCGGCUUUAGAUUUGAACUUCACGAUUGAUUUGAGUCCUGAAGAAGGUGGUGGUACAGUGGAAAUAAUGCCAAAUGGAAAAGAUAUUGAAGUAACCUCUAGCAAUGUUUAUGAUUAUGUUAGAAAAUAUGCGAAAUAUAGGAUGAUUAAAGUGCAGGAAAAAGCUAUUGAGGUUAUUCGCACUGGCGUUUUUGACGUCCUCCCAGAAGGUUCUUUAGACGGUUUGACUGCAGAAGAUUUACGGCUUCUUCUUAACGGAGUGGGCGAUAUAAAUGUAUCAGUCCUAAUUUCCUACACAUCAUUCAAUGAUGAAUCUGGGGAAAGCAGCGAAAGACUUGUUAAAUUUAAACGUUGGCUAUGGUCAAUUGUUGAAAAAAUGACUCACUUAGAGAGACAAGAUUUGGUUUAUUUCUGGACUGGAUCGCCAGCAUUGCCAGCAAGCGAAGACGGUUUCCAGCCAAUGCCUUCAGUGACAAUUCGACCUGCUGACGACGCACAUUUGCCCACUGCAAACACGUGCAUCUCCAGACUUUAUAUACCCCUAUACAGUAGCCGAACUGUUCUUAGGCAAAAACUGUUGUUGGCUAUUAAAACUAAGAAUUUCGGAUUUGUUUAGGAACCUAAUUUUUUGAAUUUGUAGGGGAAACACAUGUUUUGUUAAUUAUUAACUAUGAAUUAAUUAUAUUUUUUUUUCAUAUGCCUAUUCUAGUUUAUAAUUAUUUUUUAAUUUCUAUAAUAUUGUGAUUUUUUUUUGUAUAUAUUAUAAUAAAUAAUUAUAAUAUAAUAUUAGGAGACCAUACAAUAAUUGCUGGUUCAAGUAGAUAUAAUGGCUAUUUUAAAAAUGUAUUAUUUGCCUUUUCUUCACUCGACUUUAUUUUGUUAUUUAUUGUUUAAAUUAUUAUGGGGAAAGAAUUUAAUUGUUAAGAGUUUUAAGUAUCAUUUCAUUUUGGUAAUUUUUGUUUUUCGUUUUGGACAUUUAAACAAUGGUUUGUUUGUUGACGGAGUAGCUUUUAAAUAACAAUAUAAUAAAUUAUGCAGG